Messenger RNA from Olea europaea var. sylvestris, 2419 nucleotides. RefSeq lists its product as uncharacterized. Gene Ontology annotation, biological process: regulation of transcription by RNA polymerase II. Gene Ontology annotation, cellular component: piccolo histone acetyltransferase complex. The transcript is spliced from 13 exons. The coding region runs from base 571 to 1926 and encodes 451 amino acids. The record is from RefSeq and is a predicted model, not a curated record. NCBI's taxonomy places the organism in Eukaryota, Viridiplantae, Streptophyta, Magnoliopsida, Lamiales, Oleaceae.
CUAACCAGUUAUCCGGGUUUGGAGCUGUCCGGGUUCCCCCAUUUCCAUCAUCAACCCCUCAGCCCCAAUUCGGCAGGACUGCAAAACAUAAUUUUAUCUCUCUGAGCAAUUAUUCAUCGAAACAGCAUCUCACACGAUUGGGCUUCUCUCUUUUGCUUGUAAUCCCCUAAUUCUUAUUUUUGCUUUCGUACAAACGUGCGCUUGUAUUUUUAAUCCUAGGGUUUGGGAUCACCCUCAGGCGUGAGUGUUCAAUUUAAAUUAAAACAACAUUUCAGGCUUUGUAACAACAAAAUACAAAUCCAAUACGCCAAUUGCACUGAUUUUUUUUGCCCAUGAAUUGCUGAAUAUUGCCCACUGAAUUCAAUUUUGCUUAUAUUUUCUUUGUUCAGAGUUUAAUUUUCAAAUGUGAUAUUUUAGACUAAGGACUAAAGAUUGCAAACAGAGAGAGAGAGAGAUUAGUUGAUUGAGUUGAGACAUGGGCUGAUGCUAUGAGUAGGCCAUCAUUUAGGCCUCGACCCCUUGACAUCCACAAGAAGCUGCCUAUUGUAAAAUCUUUUAAGGAAUUCGAGGAUGACGAGGUCCCGACUUCUACUCGUAACUCCCAGAUGCUCCGUAUCGUCUCAGAGGCUGAUAAUGAGGCUCCUGUAUAAACUCUUCCAGGGAACUCAAAGGGACUUGCACUUUACUGAAUCAAAGGGUCCAAUCCUAAUCUUGGAGGUACAACAAGCUCCUAGCAAAAAAGUUGCUUCAGAAAUACCCACUCCUGAGUUCGUGGUAGUGGAUACAUAUGAAAGAGACUAUUCCCGUACUUUCACUCAACCAACAUCAUAUCUUCGUGCAAGGGGAGCCAGAGCUGAGAUCGGAGAAAUUGUGGAGUAUGAUCUUGACAAUGAGGAUGAAGAUUGGCUUCAAGAAUUCAACAAAGAAAGAAAAACUCUUGCAGCUGAAAAGCUUGAGACAAUUCUGUUUAAAUUAGAGGUUUUAGAUCACAAGGCUCGGGAAAGAGCAGGACUUAUCGCUCCCACACUUGGCUCAUCGAUUCCGGUGAUUUUAACUUUCGAUGCUGCUGUUGAGGCCUUGCAAGCUCUUUCCAUCAAAUAUGGGGUUUUCCAAUCUAUCUAUUAUUACUGGAAGGACAAGCGGGAACGAUGGCAAAAACCAAUUCUUCGACAUUUACAGCCACCUCCACCAGUCAAUGAUACCAAUCCAUACAAUGUAUUCAGGCCAAGAGAGAAAGCUCAUAGGCUUCACACUAGGAGAAUGCAAAGGAGGGAAAACAAUGUGCAGUCCUUUGAAAAGCUCCGUCAGGUCAGACGCAACCUCGAUCAAGCGAAGACAAUUAUUGAGACUCUGAUAAAGAGGGAAGAGAGAAAAAGAGAACUUGUGGAGAGUGAGGUUAUCCUUCAAAGAAUUCAAAUGAAGUAUAAGCAUGAAACUGAGCUCCUAGAAGAUAGCUUGGCACUUCCUGGAUUGCCGUCCUUCCCCAGCAAGCUCGGUUCAAGUGAAGACGAAUUUGUUGAUUCUGAUGACGUGGCAAAUAGCCGCCCAACCCCUCGUCCUGCUUCGGUGCAAAACCCAUCUUUCGCAGAAACGAAGCUGGUGAUGGCUUCUACGGGAAGCAUGAGGCAAGAGGUCAGACGGCGUCAUGUUCCACAUAGUUGGCUUCGUAAUCUGGAUCCAAAUGAACCAAUCUUCUUGUUCACUAAACCACUAGAUCCAGAUAAACUAGCAGCAGCAGGCAUUAUACCUCCAUCGGAUUCGUCAACCCCAAAUGGCAUGUCUGCACGCUUGUUUAAUUAUCGUGGGAGAAUUGGCCGAGGGGGCCGAAUAGUGUUUGAUCGAUGGAAUCCUAUAACACACACUCCAAUUGAGUGUGGUGAUACGUUGUACGUACCACCAGAACACCAUCAUUCUGCCCGUCAUUAAUUCCAUUGCCCUUCCACAAGCUUUCUUCUAGAACCAUGCCCUUCAAAUCAUUACAUGGUCGUUUCUGUUUGGAUGAAGGUGGGUUCAAGAAAUUUUUCCAGUUAUGGACAAGACACAGAAAUGAAAGCGACUCCCAGGGGGUUUUACUGAGUUCUUCGAGUAAGCCCCAUACUUCUCAUCUGUCCUAGCACAAUUAUUUUUGUUUUGUUGGGUAGACUGGAAAAGAGCAGCUUACCAUAUCUGGUUAAUGGCGGGAGUUAAUCUGGAAGGCCACAUUAGUUGCAUUUACAUUUGUAUUUCUACUGUAAAUAGAUGGGGAAAAAAAAAGGGGUGCAAGGUAAUUCUAUUCCAUCUUUGUAGCAAAACAAAGUUCAGAAUUUAAAUGAGUCAAAUGCUGCAUGUGAUGGUCUGUUUGUAUAUGCGGGUAGUUCACUUCUUUAUUUUUGUCAAAUUCUGUACUUUUAUUUUCGAUCUUUCCUCCCUCUUCCCGAUU